Molecule: messenger RNA, 1819 nt
Organism: Anarrhichthys ocellatus (wolf-eel)
Lineage: Eukaryota; Metazoa; Chordata; Actinopteri; Perciformes; Anarhichadidae
Gene: faim2b
Product: Fas apoptotic inhibitory molecule 2b
Exons: 12
Coding region: 179-946 (255 amino acids)
Biological process (GO): negative regulation of apoptotic signaling pathway
Cellular component (GO): Golgi apparatus; endoplasmic reticulum; membrane
Source: RefSeq, a predicted model, not a curated record
AGCAACAACUAAUCUACAAAACAACCUUUUGUGGUUGCAGCUCGCAGUGUUUUGGACCACACAAACCCUAUUAAACUGAGAUCUUCUCAUAUUUUGGAUUUGAAAGACAAGAAAACUAUUUUACUUGUGACUAAUCUUCCUCAUCAUCAGCAACUCAAAGGUGUAAAAGGGAAAAAUCAUGAAGAAGGGAAAGCAGGUGUGUGAUGAUCAUGAGCCCCCUAGCUACCAGGAGGCGACUGCAGGCUAUGGGGAGAUGGAGGCCCAGUUUGCGUGGGACGACAAGAACAUCCGGCGGACCUUCAUCCGGAAGGUCUACGCCAUUCUCAUGGUUCAGCUGCUAGUGACCGUGGCAAUUGUUGCUCUCUUCUCAUUUUGUGCACCCGUGAGGUUUUAUAUCCAGACUCAUCCAAGCUUGUACAUGGCGUCUUAUCUUGUGUUCUUUGCCACCUACAUCGCUCUGUCCUGCUGUGGAGAGCUGAGGAGGCAGUUUCCUUGGAAUAGCAUUUUGUUAGUUCUCUUUACUUUGAGCAUGGCCUUCAUGAUGGGGUUUGUGUCGAGCUUUUACAACACCAAAUCAGUGGUUCUGUGUCUGGGGAUCACAUCUCUGGUGUGUCUUUCCGUCACCAUCUUCAGCUUCCAGACUAAGAUUGACAUCACGUCCUGUCAGGGAGUGCUGUUCUCUCUGUGCAUGGUCAUGCUUCUCUGUGCCAUCACCUUCUCCAUUGUCGUCCCUUUUGGAUACGUUCCCUGGUUACAUGCCCUUUAUGCCGUGCUCGGAGCCAUCGUUUUUACUCUGUUCCUAGCCUUUGACACCCAGCUGUUGUUAGGAAACAAGCGCUACACGAUAAGUCCGGAGGAAUACGUUUUUGCCACGCUCAGCCUCUACCUGGACAUCAUCUACCUGUUCAGCUUCCUGCUACAGAUCGUGGGAGGAGGCCGCGAGUAAAGCAUCUCUCCUCUGCUUUUCCACCUAGAAUGUAUAUACACACUGUAUAUAUAUAUAUAUAUAUAUGUCUCUCAGCUCAACUCUUAAACUCAACAAUCAACUUGGAUUUAUUAGCCUCAUGAAGAAGAUGACAUCAGGGCAUUACAUUUCUUCAUGAACCACUAUUUUAAAGGUUUUAUUUCCCCCGUCAUGUCUCUUAAGUCACUGUGCUCUGGCUAUUCCUGUGAUGUUGUAUCGCUCUCGGGUCUACUGUAAUUACACCAUCCACCAUUUAAACAGUCAUUAGGCUCAUAAGUGGACAGCACAUCAAAAACAGAGUUGAGUAUGAUCAGUUUGUGUGUUUAUUCUUCGUUGGGCCAAAAAAUAAGGUUCAACUAAUCUGCACUUUUAGGUUGAGUUUGCUUUAACAACUGUUUCACAAGCUAUGUACAGUAGAUACUGUUUGUUUUUAUACUGCUUAUAAUGCACAUUAUCAAAGAUGAGAAGUACUGUAUGUGUCUAUGAUAUUUCAGUACAUUUUAGCAUGGGUGUUGUUGUGGGGGAAACACUGUUUGAGUGAAACCUGAAGGAUUUCAACUUAGACUUUUAAAGCUAAGAUGCAACACCAAACAAAGGGAAAAUGUGUGUGUGUGUGUGUGUGUGUGUAUGUGUGUGUGUGUGUGUGUGUGUGGCAUCAGAUACACUUCAACAACAUACUUUAGUUACUAGACAUCAGUCGCAAUUUCUAUUGUAACUCUAAUGUGGCCUUUGUGAUAAGAUAGAAAAUAAUGUAAACAGGUUGAUGAGAACACGAGUGUUGCAAGUUGAUAUUGGUUUUCUAAGAACAAUGAGCUGUGUCCGUUUGAUUCUGGAAAUAUUAAAAUAAAAGUGAAA